This is a messenger RNA of Aspergillus alliaceus, 4104 nucleotides long. Its product is annotated as GRAM and VASt domain-containing protein. The coding region runs from base 116 to 3928 and encodes 1270 amino acids. NCBI's taxonomy places the organism in Eukaryota, Fungi, Ascomycota, Eurotiomycetes, Eurotiales, Aspergillaceae. Gene Ontology annotation, molecular function: sterol transfer activity; sterol binding. The transcript is spliced from 3 exons. The record is from RefSeq and is a predicted model, not a curated record. Gene Ontology annotation, biological process: intracellular sterol transport. Gene Ontology annotation, cellular component: cortical endoplasmic reticulum; endoplasmic reticulum-plasma membrane contact site; mitochondrion.
CCGACAUUCCAAAGUCAUUGCACUAGUAACAACUCUUUCCCUUUGCCAUUUUCAUUGUUCAACUAGCCUGUUCUUUCGUUAAACGUCAGCCCGAUCCAAUUCGCUCCGGUUUCUCAUGGACGACCACUCCUUAAAAACCGAGGCCCACCCGGCUUCCUCGUCGGAUGCGCAGAGUUUUAGCAGAAUUAACCGCUCGAAAACGUCCAUUGACGAUGCACUUGGGAGCUCUAGUCGAAGCAAUGGCCGCUCGUCGUCGAUCGACUCCACUUCCGACAGACCUAAGUCUCAGGCAGGAGAGGGAACUGAUUCCGCAAAGGCUGGCCCUAGCGGAUUUUCAAAACUCCUCGCCACUAGGAAGAAGCGCAAGAAGAAGGAAAACCAAAAACACGCGGAAGAGCUACCGACUCAAUUUGAAAUAGAAGAGAAGAAUAUACAAGAAAGACCGGAUGAGCCUCCGGAGAGGCCUCUGUCAGCACCCAGGAAUGUUGGCCAAAGCGUCCCAAACGAUGCUGUCAAUAUUUUGACUGACGACUCUGAACCGGAUCGGACCCCGCUCACUUCGCAAAACUCCCAUACUGGCUUCUACACAAGUUCCUCGCUGCUAAUAAAGACGACAUCCACGGACGCCAAUGAUACUGAUGGUGGUCAGGCCGAUGUUGAAUCCGCUGUCAGUGGGCCAAGUGUCGCUGGCCAUUCGGAGUCCAACGCAGACACGGAUCUCUUCAGGCCGACUUCUCAACCGAGCUCGACAUUGGGUGUCCCAGAAGAUCAUACAGGCAAGAAAAGAAGUGUCUCACCAGGACGACGGUGGAAAGGUGCGUUCAGCUCGAGCCAGGAUAAGAAAGAUUCCAGUCGCGAUCGAGCAUCCUCCACUCCAAGCGAGGGCAAGAAAGGCGGUCUAUUUGGAAGCAGUAGGAGAAGCAGUACAUCCUCGAAGAAAGCUCCAAGCAUUCUCGCCGAAUCCCCACCGCCUCUACCGCCUCUAAUUCAUACGGAUAUCAAGGAAGACAAAUCUGUUCAGCCCUCAGACCAUCUUGCGCCAAGCACACCUCCCCGCCGUACUACCCCGGCCCCCCACACUACAGUGACCCCUCCUACUCCUCGAACUGAGGCUGCGCAUCUUUUCGCAUCUCCGGAUGUCACUGAAUCGCCUGAUUCGCUGAAAGGGAAAGAUCCACUGCCAGUGGGAGUUGUCGUGAGCCCAUCGGGGAAUAUGAUCUCCCACCGGCGUGUGCGAUCUACUUCUUCGGUCAGCCACAAACCUAGUAAGUUGUCAAACUCAGUAUCGGCUCUGGGCCCAACUAUUGAGGAAGCGAAGGCGGCUUCAAAAGUCACACCUGGCGCCCAACAAAUCGGAUUUUUCUCUUCCGUCUUUUCUGCGGCACAAAACGCAGCUUCGACACUUAGCAGCAGUCUCAAUUCACAGUCGAAGGCCCGCAACCCCUCUCAAAUGGAGUCUGAGAAUGCCUCAGCCAAAGACGGGGGAAGUAGCCAGAAAGAGGCGCAGGAUUCUAGCCAGUCCGAGCAAAAAAAGCCACUAGCAAUCGAGACAUUAGGGUCUGGGGAUCUUGACUUCAGCCACUUGGACAUUGCUGUCCCGCCUGGCGGAUCCGUCUCAACACCCGACGGGGUCGUUAUUACGAAGCCGGAAAUACCAGCCGAGAAACGCAAAAAUGCGGCAGUCCAUCAGCGAGAUGAGGAGGCGGCAAGGCUUGAGGAUCGACAUGCUGCGCGUGCGGUCACCAUAGCCUACGAAAAGCCGUCUGAAGUUUCGGUGGUUCCACCAUCGGAUGAAAGUCUGGAACUUCAAUCUACAAGCUCGUUUCCGAGAGACGCUACUGGCGACCACACCUCUCCAAGUGGUAGCAUACUAGAUGGUGAGCCCAACGUCCGACCUUCUCGUAGUGGGAGCGUACGUAGCCGCCUAACUCGGCGGCGUCAUCGAGGCUCCUCGGCUGCGACUACAUCAACCGCUGCUGCCGCUGGGGCCAGCAUGAUGGCACUAGGCAUUCCAGGUGGGAACGCAAGUGUGCCACGAUUGACUGGGUUUGCGGUUGCUAGCAAAAAGCGAAACCGAGACUUCCACCAGCUGUUCCGUAGUGUCCCUGAAGAUGAUUACUUGAUUGAGGAUUACAGCUGUGCCUUGCAACGAGAGAUCAUUUUGGCAGGACGAAUCUAUGUAUCGGAGGGCCACAUUUGCUUCUCCAGUAAUAUCUUGGGUUGGGUAACGACCCUAGUAAUCAGCUUUGACGAGAUUGUUGCGGUCGAGAAAGAGUCGACGGCCAUGGUGUUUCCAAACGCGAUUGCUAUUCAAACUUUACAUGCUCGCCACACUUUUCGAAGCUUGCUCAGCCGAGAGUCCACCUACGACUUGAUGGUUAAUAUAUGGAAGAUCAACCACCCGGCCCUCAAAAGUUCAGUAAAUGGCACCAGAGUCGACCAGGGUACAGGGGACAAAACGGAGAAGGCUGCGGAGGAGAGCGACGCCGCAAGUGAAGAGGAAGACGAGAUUUAUGAUGAGGAUGAAGACGGCGAUAACGCCGAUAGUUUCUUCGAGCCUGGCGAUGCCAGCGUCAAUGGAAGUGAUAAGUCACUGCCAAUCAAAGGCCUCAGCCGACAAGCCUCCGGGAACCUCCCGGUCAAUGGUACAGUACCAGCAACGUCGAAUACGAAUGGUGAUUCUAAAGGUGGCAAACCAUCGAACGAAGAUGCGGGCAAAGACUUUCCCGGUCCUGCUACCCAUGCCCCCACAGCGUACACUGAUCCUGCCGGCCAGUACGACAAAGUGGUCAAAGAUGAAAUUAUCCCCGCCCCUCUUGGGAAGGUUUAUUCUUAUGUUUUUGGACCGGAGUCGACAAACUUCAUACCCAAAUUUCUUGUAGACAACCAGAAAUCUGGCGAGCUCCAAUUCGAUCUCGAGGGUGGUGGUCUUACCAAUGAAAGCAGGACGAGGCAGUACUCGUACAUUAAACCACUCAAUGGAUCUAUCGGCCCUAGGCAAACCAAGUGUAUCAGCACCGAAACCCUGGACUUCUUAGACUUGGAGAAGGCAGUUCUCGUUACACUAAGCACUCAGACUCCUGACGUGCCUAGUGGUAACGUAUUCUGCACCAAAACAAAAUACCUAUUCACUUGGGCUGCAAAUAAUCAGACGCGUUUCUUAAUGACAUGCACGAUUGAGUGGUCCGGGAAAAGUUGGCUGAAGGGUCCAAUUGAAAAAGGUGCUAUGGAUGGUCAGUCGAGUUUUGGGAGUGAGCUGCUCAAUGCGCUGAGGGUGGCUGUUACACCUCGUGGCCGCGUAGCCUCCAAGGCAGCUGGGAAAGGAAAAGGACGCCGCAAGAAGGGCGAUGUAGCCGCUGAGGAAGCAGCUGCAGCCGCUGUUAAGGCAGCUAGCGAUACGAGCGCGCAACAAGCACAGAACUGGGGACCUCUCGAGCCAGUCCGAGGAAUACUAGAACCUGUAACUAGUGUUCUUAAACCCUUGUGGAACGGAAACUUAGCUGUUCUGGUCGUUGGUAUCUUACUUUUCCUCAUCUUUUUCCGGUCUCCAUCGCAGCCGUCGAUGUUGUCACACGAAAUUGGAUGUCCUGGCUAUUCGUUACCCCAGAGACUGGCCGCAUAUGAAGAGAUGUGGCGAAGAGAAGAGAGUGAACUGUGGGGUUGGUUGGAGGACCGCGUGGGGAUGGACAGCCUGGCGUUCCCAACUGUCAACAGACCAGGCGAAUUACGGGCGCAUGAGAGGGCCCGCAAGGUUCAGAGUGGUCGUGACUACAGCAAUAAGUUAGACAACGAGAAGAUGUCGGUCCGGGAGAUGGACUACGCUAUACGUACGACCCGGGAGAGGCUUGACACUCUCGAGAAGAUCCUGGUCGAUAGAAAAAAGCAAGCGACGGCAGGGGCAGACGACGCCAUACACACCGAAUUGUAGAGGUCACUGGGUUAGUUAUCUGCCUGCUGCGAAGGUAGCAGCUACCAACAUGAAGAAACAUUGUACUGAGCUCCUGUAUGGUCGAGCUCAGCGCCACUCACUCCACUUUUCCUUUUUUUUUUUAUUGAUUGGAUUUAUCAUCUUUUUGUUUCAGCGGGUGCUCGGUGUUCGAAAGC